GAGUCCAUAAAAUGAAUAACUUCCGUAUAACCUUUCAUUACACUAGACUUACAUAAUCACUUCCUUUCGUAGGAGCAUUCGCCUCCGGGGUAAUUUUAGAAAGCAUGAUUUAAACACCCAGCACCCGUGAUGAGUUAGUGAAACGUAUUGUUUAUAUCGUUACUGGACAGGUUGUCCCGUUAAGCCGAUAAUAGUGAUAACACGGUAACACAUAAUAAGGCCAGUGUGGAAAGAGCAUGGCUGAAGCCCAGAAGCAAGCCAGAGUUUUCCUGGAGCUCAGACAGCGGUUAGAGAGCGGGCUGCUGGUAUUAAGGGCAGAUGUUGCUGGAGACCCUGCAGAUGUCUCCGUGUCUGCUGGUGACGCGUCUCUGCUUAUAAAGACAUCAACGGAGCUGCUAUGCACUCUGCUACCACCAGGGGUCACUCUUGUACCAGGAUCCUGCAGGGUGGCCCAUACGGCCACAGGAGAGGGGCUGCACCUGAGACUGCGUCUGGAGGUGGACCAGCACACAGAGGUCCCCAGGAGUGUGUUUGCCAAGCUGCGUGUUCAGCAGAGUCAUGCUUUCUGCUGUCAGCACUGUGGUCAGACUCUGCUGCCAGCCAGAACCUUCCGAAGGGUCCUCCCCCUGCCCACCGGGAACUGGAACGCACUGGUGGACUGGUGCUGUCACCCCGAUCCCUUUGCCAACAAGAAGUUGCUCCCCAGACAAGAGGACUGUUUACUGGGGGACACCUUUGUCCUGCUGGCAUGUGAUGGGGACGCGGGUGGGCGGCUCGUACAGAUGCCUGCCCCCGCCGACCUGGAACAUGGAUCAGACCCUGUGCAGAAGGUGUCCAGAAGUGAGGUGGUGCUGUGUUCCAGCUGCCGGGCGAUGCUUGGGGAGGCCGUGGCUGCAGGGGCGCUGAGGCUGUACAUCACGGAGGUGACAGUGAGGGAAGUGGCCGAGGACGGGGACAGUGACCUCAGGACGCACAGACACCUCUUCCUGGAGCAGACGCUUGCCGCCAGGCUGGUGGAGCUGUCCGGCACGCAGAGCAUCUUCCGCUUCUGCAUCCAGACUCCCAGCGGGAAGGCCUACGUCCUGCUUUGGCUGCUAAACACAGAUACUCUCCUGGCUUCUCUGUCCGACCCCGGAGACGGUCCCCACGGUGUGCAGCCAUCGUGUGAAGCCAGGGGUGCUGUCAAAGUGCUCUACCUUGCCUGCCUUCCCAGCAUGCACCAGGAGAUAACUGAGGCCUGGGAGAAGGAUGUGGGCGUUCAUCCCCUCUCUCUGCCCUCAUCCACCUGCCAGGAAGUGAUGCAGCUCCUGACUGCCAGCACUUCCUCUCUGCCGCCGUCUCUGCGCACGAUGAACUCCUUUCAGGUGGCGUUCCUAACCCUCUGAAGCUGGACGCCCAGGGACGUGUCGCCGUGCGAGUGUCCGGCCCGGGGCCCGGCGGUCCCCGCACGUCUGCUUGUGACAUUAUCCUGACCUUGAUUAAACGCUCAUUUUGUUACGCUCUGUGUUUUAUUCAGGACGUAAACUGAUCCUCACUUGGUUGCACGCAAACAUGCACUGACGCAUUUGCUGCAUGACCUUCUCUGUGGGAUUUUCCUUCAGCUUGAGACUUUAUUGGAGUGUUUAAAACUUGCUGUAAUCAGGCUGGCUGUGAAAAACGGUGCCCUCUGUCUAAAGGCUGAUUGAUAUUCCUGCAUAGAAACUAUGCAGCUCAUUGGAGGCUGGCUGUUUGUACCAUGGUUGCAGCUGUUCACUUUAUUUAAAAAAAAAAAAUACAGUUGCAGCCAUUCCUGCUGCGGUUGCACAAUACUGUAAAAU
Molecule: messenger RNA, 1817 nt
Organism: Paramormyrops kingsleyae
Lineage: Eukaryota; Metazoa; Chordata; Actinopteri; Osteoglossiformes; Mormyridae
Gene: ube3d
Product: ubiquitin protein ligase E3D
Biological process (GO): proteasome-mediated ubiquitin-dependent protein catabolic process; protein polyubiquitination; protein autoubiquitination
Cellular component (GO): cytosol; ubiquitin ligase complex; nucleus
Molecular function (GO): ubiquitin conjugating enzyme binding; ubiquitin protein ligase activity; cyclin binding
Source: RefSeq, a predicted model, not a curated record